This is a messenger RNA of Aspergillus oryzae RIB40, 714 nucleotides long. Its product is annotated as 40S ribosomal protein eS6. Gene Ontology annotation, cellular component: ribosome. NCBI's taxonomy places the organism in Eukaryota, Fungi, Ascomycota, Eurotiomycetes, Eurotiales, Aspergillaceae. Gene Ontology annotation, molecular function: structural constituent of ribosome. The record is from RefSeq and is a predicted model, not a curated record. Gene Ontology annotation, biological process: translation. The coding region runs from base 1 to 714 and encodes 237 amino acids. The transcript is spliced from 6 exons.
AUGAAGCUCAACAUCUCUUACCCGGCCAAUGGGUCGCAGAAGAUCAUCGAGGUUGACGAUGAGCGCAAGCUCCGUCCCUUCAUGGAGAAGCGCAUGGGAACCGAAGUUGUCGGCGACUCCCUCGGUGAUGAGUUCAAGGGUUACCUUUUCAAGAUCACCGGUGGUAACGACAAGCAAGGUUUCCCCAUGAAGCAGGGUGUUCUCCUUCCCACCCGUACCCGUCUCCUCCUCGCCGAUGGCCACAGCUGCUACCGCCCCCGCCGCACCGGUGAGCGUAAGCGCAAGUCUGUCCGUGGUGCCAUCACCGGUUUCGAUCUCGCCGUCCUGGCCCUGAGCAUCGUCAAGCAGGGUGAGGGUGAGCUGCCCGGUCUCACCGACACUGUCGUCCCCAAGAGACUCGGCCCCAAGCGUGCCACCAAGAUCCGCCGUUUCUUCGGUCUCGACAAGAAGGACGACGUCCGCAAGUUCGUCAUCCGCCGUACCGUCACCAAGGAGGGCAAGCCCGAGUACACCAAGGCCCCCAAGAUCCAGCGUCUGGUUACCCCCCAGCGUCUCCAGCGCAAGCGUCACAGGAUCGCCAUCAAGCGCCGCCGCUCUGAGGCUGCUCGCGAGGCUGCUAACGACUACGCUAAGCUCCUUGCCAACCGUGUCCACGAGGAGAAGGCCAAGCGUGAUGAGCUCCGCAAGCGGAGGGCCUCUUCUAUGAGGAAGUAA